Messenger RNA from Xenopus tropicalis (tropical clawed frog), 4994 nucleotides. It is a transcript of the gene celf1, whose product is annotated as CUGBP Elav-like family member 1. The record is from RefSeq and is a predicted model, not a curated record. NCBI's taxonomy places the organism in Eukaryota, Metazoa, Chordata, Amphibia, Anura, Pipidae. Gene Ontology annotation, cellular component: ribonucleoprotein complex; cytoplasm; nucleus. Bases 319 to 1923 code for a protein of 534 amino acids. The transcript is spliced from 16 exons. Gene Ontology annotation, molecular function: nucleic acid binding; RNA binding.
AAUCUUCCCUGACAAGCUGUGCCUCCCGCCUGCCCGCACACGCCGCAGCACAGGCCCAUUAUUGGUCGCUUCCCCCCCACCCCCCCCCAUGUAGGCCGACUUGGUGGAUCCGCCCGGAAGUGCCGCCAUUUUGGAUCCUCUGCGCACAGGGAGAGUGAGAGCGGAGCGUGACCCGGGGGACGGCGAGCGGGAAACGGGAGCUGAGGGCGGCUCUCCCCCCACCCGGUGCAAGUAACUAUCAGGGUCACCUGAUCUUCAGGACUCUGAUCAGUUUCUUGGAAAUCAAGAAAACGCUAAUGGGGGAUAAUUAGAAAGACCAUGGCAUCAUUUAAACUUGAUUUCCUGCCUGAGAUGAUGGUGGAUCAUUGCUCUCUGAAUUCCAGUCCUGUUUCCAAGAAAAUGAAUGGCACAAUGGACCACCCCGACCAUCCGGAUCCAGACUCCAUCAAGAUGUUUGUGGGUCAGGUUCCUCGAAGCUGGUCAGAGAAAGAGCUAAGGGAACUCUUCGAGCAGUAUGGAGCUGUCUAUGAGAUUAAUGUUCUCCGAGACAGAAGCCAGAAUCCUCCCCAGAGCAAAGGAUGCUGUUUUAUUACUUUCUACACAAGAAAAGCUGCGUUAGAAGCACAGAAUGCUCUGCACAACAUGAAAGUUCUCCCUGGGAUGCAUCAUCCAAUACAGAUGAAGCCAGCGGACAGUGAAAAAAAUAAUGGUGGGUUAAACACAGUGCUGUAUCCAGAGCAUCCUGCGUCUGUUGAAGACAGAAAGCUCUUUGUUGGGAUGGUUUCCAAGAAGUGUAAUGAGAAUGAUAUCCGGGCCAUGUUCUCUCAGUUUGGGCAGAUAGAGGAAAGUCGCAUCCUCCGAGGCCCUGAUGGAAUGAGCAGAGGUUGUGCAUUUGUUACAUUUACAACCAGAUCCAUGGCACAGAUGGCUAUCAAAGCCAUGCACCAAGCACAAACUAUGGAGGGCUGUUCCUCCCCAAUAGUGGUUAAGUUUGCAGACACUCAGAAAGACAAAGAACAGAAGCGAAUGACACAGCAACUUCAGCAGCAAAUGCAGCAACUGAAUGCAGCCUCAAUGUGGGGAAACCUUGCUGGACUGAGCAGCUUGGCACCCCAGUAUUUAGCACUUUAUUUGCAGCUCCUCCAGCAGACCGCAUCCUCUGGAAACCUCAACUCCCUAAGUGGCCUCCACCCUAUGGGAGGUGAGUACGCCACUGGAAUGACAUCAGGACUUAAUGCCAUGCAGUUACAGAACUUGGCAGCUUUGGCAGCUGCUGCUAGCGCUGCCCAGAAUACCCCAAGUGCAGGCUCAGCACUCACUACUUCCAGCAGUCCCCUCAGCAUCCUAACCAGUUCCGGCUCCUCCCCCAGCUCAAAUAACAACUCAGCUGUCAACCCCAUGGCAUCCCUAGGAGCUCUGCAGACAUUGGCAGGGGCCACAGCUGGUCUCAAUGUCGGUUCGCUUGCAGGUAUGGCUGCGUUAAAUGGAGGCCUUGGCAGCAGCCUCUCCAAUGGCACUGGCAGUACGAUGGAAGCCCUUAGUCAAGCUUACUCUGGGAUUCAGCAGUAUGCUGCCGCUGCACUCCCUUCACUCUACAACCAGAGCCUUUUGUCACAACAGGGUUUGGGGGCUGCUGGGAGUCAGAAAGAAGGCCCUGAAGGAGCCAACCUUUUUAUAUACCACCUACCCCAGGAGUUCGGGGACCAGGACCUCCUGCAGAUGUUCAUGCCAUUUGGAAAUGUUGUGUCCGCCAAAGUUUUCAUCGACAAACAAACGAACCUCAGCAAAUGUUUUGGUUUCGUAAGCUAUGACAAUCCCGUUUCUGCUCAGGCUGCUAUCCAGUCCAUGAACGGCUUUCAGAUUGGAAUGAAACGCCUGAAAGUCCAACUUAAACGCUCCAAGAAUGACAGCAAACCGUACUGAAACAUACUGCCCUGGGAAGUGAGCGAGAAGGAUGUUCUGAUCCCUUCCUGCCAUUUGUCCAUCAUUGUGCCUCUAAAGCAUGUCGGUGUGGCGUUCAAGUACAUCGUCCAAAUCCUUGUUUCUUCAGCUUCUCUGAUGCUUGAACUUUCACCUCUGAAUUUUGUGCUGACCUUUUGAUGCUAAUAUGUAUUUUUUUUUUUGUUUUUUUAAUGAUGUGUAUUUUUUUUUUUUUUUCUUUCUUUAUGUUCCUUAUGUGUGUGUUGCCAAAUUGGUUUUGCUACAAAGACUACGAAGAGGGACGCAAUAUUUAAACCUGCAUUUGAUUAUUAAAAGGAAAACAAAAAAAAAAAAGAUAUAAAUCUAUUUUUCUAGAAAUUCAUAGUAAACCACUUAAUUUUGGGACGCUACUUUGUACCUAUCUUUUGAGCAGGCCUAGAUGGCACACCAUGUUUAAUAUCUGUGUCUGUGUCACUAUCUACGAAAUGAAGUCUGUCUCCUUCUCCUUCUGCUGCGGUCGGGGGGGAACUUUGUUUUUAUUAAGCUGUGUAAUAUUUAUCUCUUUAUAAAAGAGAGUCACAUUUUGCUGCCCCGAUUUCAAGAAGAAACAUGGAGAUGCUCCCCCCCACCCCCGUACCCCAAAAUUGGCCUCAUGUCUGGAUUCUUGUGUUAACGCUCGGGGUAAAGUCAAACUUUGCCAGAGCGCUGCCUAUAUACAGUUCAUCUCCCCAGCAAAAUGUGACGCGUCUGUCCUCUCAUUUACGACUUAAUAUUGUGCCAAACGAAAGAAAAGUGAUCUCUGCCUGGUCCUGUGCAUGUCUUUGUUUGUUCAUCAUAACGUCUGCCCCUCUCAGGUAGUUGCUGAGAGCAUCGAUUUACAUGUUUUAGAGGUAAAUGUGCAAAGCAAGGGGGUGUCAACAUCAUUAUUUUUUUUUUUUUAAAGCUUUGUUUAGCUGUGUCCUUUUUUAAUUUGUAACGUUUUUUUUUUGUGAAUUGAUAUGCUGUAUAAGGCAUUCAGGCUGUGUGUUUGGACUGUGCUUUGCAAUUCAAGUCCUCCGCCAAGUUCUUUCCAUUCUAUUAAGCUGAGCCCAAUCAGUAAGGCGUUUAAACUGUUAAUUGAUUAGAUCGUUUUGUUGUGCAGAACAGUGCAAUUGAAAGCUGGUUUAUUCUGGCCUCCUUAAUGAACAAGUAUGGGGAGGAAUCGGUCAUUUAAUCUAUUAUCCCUCUUACCUAGUAACCAGGAGACGGGGGAGAUAGGAACAUAUUAUCAUUAUAUAAGGGCAAUGUCACAUGGCAACUUUUUUUGUUUCCCUACUCUAGAAAAUAUGGAGAGGUUUGUUGAUUGCUUCCACAAUAAUCAGUGGGACUAACUUGCAUUGAUGUCCAACUUGCAGAGAUGUCCUAUUACAGCUGGCAUAAACCAAGCUCUUCGUAUUUUGGGGUGGGGGGUAAAAAUGAAACCAUAAUGCACUUGUUGUUCUUCACUUGAAAUGAGAACAUUUUUUAAUACAAGCCACUGGCUAAUGUGAUAUUGCCCUUUAACACAGCAGCAUCUCCUGUUUGUCACCACGGCCACCAAGGUAAUGGUGGACAGUCUGCUAGACUUCUUGGCUGGGCUCUUGGGCUUAUGGGACAUUCAGCAUAAGAAGCAGAGAAGGGACUUUUCAAGAGCACAUCAGUUUCCAAGGUCAUGGCAAGAAUAUCUGAAACGGAGGGUCUAUAAAUUGGUGGCUAAUGAGAAAUCUGUAGAUAGAAUAGAAAUCCCGCUGGGCACGUACAUUUCUAAGAACCACUAAAACCUUUCAUGUAACUUGAACAAACUGAGCCGUCAAAUUCAUUUCAUUUUCAUUACUCUUCCCAAGGCAAUCGGGGAGGCGUAAGGCAUAAACCAUUUGGCCACCAGAGGGUGGGCUUGCAUAAAAUGGUGGUUGUCUCUGAGUAAAUCUAGUAUACAGUUGGUUAGGGCAUGGUCACCAAUAAGUGAUAGAUGAUACAAGGAUGAACUCCAGGCCUUAUGAGCUAACAGGGUACCACACCACGUGUGGCUAUAAUUUUUGUACUGACGGUCUGAAUGCCAGAGCACAGUCUUAACACAGCGCCACCUGUGGCUGACAGCAAUAUAUGAGCCUUCACAGGGGGACGAUUCCCUUCUCUUCCUCACAAACCCACAUCUCACUAGAGAAGCUUGUGCAGAAACCUCUCUGGAUAUAAACACAAAAAAAAUCAAACAAAAAUGCCAAAUGGCUUUCUUCUGACUACUUUUUAAACAACAAAAAAAAGAGACCUUUUUGUUUUUGUGGUGAUUUUAAUGCAUUGCCAUGUUGUUACCUCCGCCUUCCUGUUCUCUGCCUGCUUUUUGUGAAUAAUUCUAUAAAAGAAAAAAAGAAAAAAAACUUUUGAAGACAAACCUGUGGGCUUUUAUAUUGGUACAAACUGAUUGUAGUUAACACUAGGGUUUUGUACAGUUUUUUGCCUUUUUCUACUAGAAAACAUGUAAAGUGAUUUAUUUCACAAUGUGAAGUUAAAAAAACAAAAAAAAAAAAGAUUUAAAAAAUGCCACUAUAUGACCAAGUCGUCCUUCUGUGCUGCCGUAACAGGACUUCUAACAUCCCCCUCCCCUCCCCCACGCUUUCCCUUCCCCCAUCAUGGAUUUUUUUCCUCAUUUUCCCCCCCUCUUUGUUUGUUACAAUUUGCAAGGCAAAAUUAAGUUGUUUUUUUCCCCCCUGUGUGAUAUUGUGUUGUAAUUUGUAGAAAAUUUGAAUUUUCUUUAAUGGUUUAUGAGGAGAAAAAAAAAAGGUAACCACUACGGCAUAGCUUAUUGCUGAGUUUGUGGAUUAAAAAAAGAAUUCUGUUUAAGUUUGAAACCAGCGUGUCUGUGUUAAAUGAUUAACUUUUUUGUAACCUUUUUCUUUCCUCUGUCCCUCCGGUACUUACCGAUGUUUUAAUUGUGCGCACACACAUACACACGUACAUACACACACACACACGUACAUACACACGUACUGACUAGAAGUCAUUUUGUAAACAGUGUGGUACCUUCCUUUGUUUGUUUGCUAUUAAACUGUUUGAGAAGA